AUGGCAACUGGAAACCACAGGUCUCUGAAUGAUUACACUGUCGGAUGGCUAUGCGCCUUAUCGGAGGAGAUGGCGGCCGCGGAGGCUAUGCUGGAUGAAACCCAUGAGUCCUUGCCUCUGCCGGAAUCUGAUGAUAAUUCAUAUACAUUUGGCAAAGUCGGAGGCCACUGUAUCGUCAUUGCAUGUUUGCCGGGGAAUCUUCUCUCUCUACAUUUGGACGCUCUAUUUCGUUUUGGUCUGAUGGUCGGAAUAGGUGGAGGUAUACCAAGUGAAAAU
This is a messenger RNA of Aspergillus campestris IBT 28561, 276 nucleotides long. RefSeq lists its product as uncharacterized. The transcript has a single exon. Gene Ontology annotation, biological process: nucleoside metabolic process. The annotation marks the transcript as partial. The record is from RefSeq and is a predicted model, not a curated record. Gene Ontology annotation, molecular function: catalytic activity. NCBI's taxonomy places the organism in Eukaryota, Fungi, Ascomycota, Eurotiomycetes, Eurotiales, Aspergillaceae.